Salvelinus fontinalis (brook trout) is the source of this 2161-nucleotide messenger RNA. RefSeq names its product cell death-inducing p53-target protein 1-like. Gene Ontology annotation, molecular function: zinc ion binding. The record is from RefSeq and is a predicted model, not a curated record. The coding region runs from base 1655 to 2107 and encodes 150 amino acids. Lineage: Eukaryota; Metazoa; Chordata; Actinopteri; Salmoniformes; Salmonidae. The transcript is spliced from 5 exons.
AGAGUACUCCCUCUUCCUCUAGGACAGACCUGAGAUGUAGACAUCAGACACAGAGUACUCCCUCUUCCUCUAGGACAGACCUGAGGUCAUCAGACACAGAGUACUCCCUCUUCCUCUAGGACAGACCUGAGGUGAAGACAUCAGACACAGAGUACUCCCUCUUCCUCUAGGACAGACCUGAGGUGUAGACAUCAGACACAGAGUACUCCCUCUUCCUCUAGGACAGACCUGAGGUGGAGACAUCAGACACAGAGUACUCCCUCUUCCUCUAGGACAGACCUGAGGUGAAGACAUCAGACACAGAGUACUCCCUCUUCCUCUAGGACAGACCUGAGGUGUAGACAUCAGACACAGAGUACUCCCUCUUCCUCUAGGACAGACCUGAGGUGUAGACAUCAGACACAGAGUACUCCCUCUUCCUCUAGGACAGACCUGAGAUGUUAGCAGCAGAAUCCUCCAUUAGUAUUAAAAGGAGGGAGUGAGAGAAAGACCAAUUCUGUCUGACCUAUUUUGUCCUUUCUUUUGUGACGGACCGGGGGGAUAGCUGUGAGGAAACGUUACUGUCGGAACACCUCGCUACACAGGGGGACGUCACGUCCAAGUCAUCUACUGUAACACUUGGCUAUAUACCGUGGGAACACCUCGCUACACAGGGGGACGUCAUGUCCAAGUCAUCUACUGUAACACUUGGCUAUAUACCGUGGCGGUACGGCAGCAAGUGGUUUACACACUGAUCCUUUGGUAGGAGGGAUAGUCUCAUCUGCCACCCCAGUGAUGUGUAUCUGUGGAACACUACCAAGACUGGUUUUCGACAUGACCUUUGAACUAUCCCCGUUUGAAAGACAGGUCAAAGGCCCAGUUCAGUUGAUGCUUGGGUAUUUUUUAUUUAUAUAUAUUUUUUUUUAUUUAACCUUUAUUUAACAAGGCAAGUCAGUUAAGAACAAAUUCUUAUUUACAAUGAAGGCCUACUCUGGUCCUGGGUCAAAGUUAGCUAGAAGAGAAGAGGCAGGAAGAGCUGGUCCUGGAACAGUGCUUUGGGGCUGAAGCCCCCUUAGCUAGAAGAGAAGAGGCAGGAAGAGCUGGUCCUGGAACAGUGCUUUGGGGCUGAAGCCCCCUUAGCUAGAAGAGAAGAGGCAGGAAGAGCUGGUCCUGGAACAGUGCUUUGGGGCUGAAGCCCUUAGCUAGAAGAGAAGAGGUAGGAAGAGCUGGUCCUGGAACAGUGCUUCGAGGUUGAAGCCCUUAGCUAGAAGUCUGACUCAAACAGAAUAAAACUGAUCUCAGAGAACUUUAAGAAGUUAAGAUGCAGAUAAAUACACACCGAAAUAUGUUACAGAUGCGAUAAACAUUUUUUGUUUAUAUUUUGUCUUGCCCAUUCACCCUCUGAAUGGCACACAUACACAAUUCAUAACUCAAUUUUAUCAAGGCUUAAAAAUCAUUCUUUACCCAUCUUACCCACCUAUUACCCAUCAGUAAUAGGGACUACUUCACCCUACUCCAACCUGCUCCUGUGGGAGUGGCCAGAUCCACCUGAAACACACCUGUCUGUCAGCUGAUCCAGGUGAUGAGGUGACUGACCAAUGAGGUGACAAGAGUGCCAAUCAAUGCUUCGAUAUGCUCUCUCAACGAGGUUUGAGACAGCUGUCCAGCAGAGGCAAUGGACACAUCAUUGAAGUCAGAGGAACCAUGUCCUAACCCUCCUCCCUACUCCCUACCAGUCCAGGGUAAAGGAGAUGACAUUAUCAUCUCUCCCUUCACUCCUCCACCUGGUGCUGUGGGUUGCAGCUACAUCAACCAGACCGCUACUGGUGUUGCUAGCCCCCCCAGACAGAGGGUUGUCCAGCACUAUGAGACAGAGCUGGGUGAUUCUCCUGGUCUCAUCAGAUGUCCUUCCUGUCAGAACCAGGUGAUGAGUGAUGUCACUCACCACGCUGGAACCUUCUCCUGGACCAUGUGUCUGGUGUUCAUCCUCUGUGGGUUGUUGCUAGGAUGCUGUCUGAUCCCGUUUUUCUUCAGGAGUUUCAAGGAUGCCCAUCACACCUGCCCUCGCUGUCGCAUGGUGCUUCACGUCCACAGGAAGAGCUGUUGCCCCAUGACCUCUGACCCCUGACCCUAGGCGGGAGGAGGGGUCACCCCGGUCACGCCUGAUAUGGGGGGGGGGGGG